AUGACCUUUCCAAUUUCUUAUUUUUUAUUCUUUUGUACCUUAUUAACUGGUACCUCUUUAUCAAUUUGUUCCUCCUCCUGAUUUGGGGCUUGAAUUGGGCUUGAAUUGAAUCUGCUCUCAUUUAUCCCCCUAAUUGCAAUCAAAUUAUGUCCUUAUUCAACAGAAGCUGCAAUUAAAUACUUUUUAAUUCAAGCUAUAGCAUCAACAAUCUUAAUUAUAUCUAGAUCUAUACACAUAUUUUCAAAUGAUUUUUCCUAUAUCCUAAUUACUUUAUCUUUACUUUUAAAAUUAGGUGCGGCUCCACUACAUUUCUGAUUUCCCCAAGUUAUCGAAGGUCUGACUUGACCUCAAGCUUUUAUUCUUUUAACAAUUCAAAAACUAGCUCCAAUAUUUUUAAUCUCUUAUUUAACAUAUUCCUCUAAUCUUAUCUUCAUAAUUACCCUGGCAGCUAUUCUUUCUUCUCUUAUUGGAGCCUUAGGUGGAUUAAAUAUUAUGAAACUACGUAAACUUAUAGCUUUCUCUUCUAUUAAUCACAUAUCUUGGAUACUUAUUGCUAUAACUAUUAAUGACAUAAUAUGACUGACAUAUUUUUUAUUUUAUUCUUUCAUUUCAGGAUCUGUUAUUAUUCUUCUUCAUUCAACUCAAACCUAUUCGAUUUCUAAUCUAAUAAAUCAAAAUAAAAACAGUUCUAUUCUUAACCUUCUUCUUCCUUUAAAUCUUCUAUCACUUGGCGGCCUACCUCCUUUUAUAGGAUUUUCACCUAAAUGGAUUAUAAUUCAACUUCUUUCUUCUAAAAUAAUAAUUUUUUCUCUCUUGGUGAUCCUAUUUUCUAGUUUAAUUACUCUUUACUUCUAUCUACGUAUUUUUAUCCCAAUAAUUUUAUUAUCUUUUCCUUCAUUUUCCUCCCUUUUAAAAAUUAAAUCCUUAUGAGCUUUCUCUCCAUUUUUAGCUAUUUUUACAUUUAUUAAUAUAUUUGGAUUAUGUUUACCAAUCCCAUUUUCAAUUU
Molecule: messenger RNA, 1006 nt
Organism: Scylla paramamosain (green mud crab)
Lineage: Eukaryota; Metazoa; Arthropoda; Malacostraca; Decapoda; Portunidae
Source: the annotation of a RefSeq genome assembly